Soboliphyme baturini is the source of this 2321-nucleotide messenger RNA. Lineage: Eukaryota; Metazoa; Nematoda; Enoplea; Dioctophymatida; Soboliphymatidae. The record is from the annotation of a GenBank genome assembly.
AUGCGUCUUGUGAAGCUGCUAAGUAAGGGCGAAGGAAUCAGAACGUUACUGUGGACUUUCUUGAAAUCUUUUCAGGCCCUUCCGUACGUUGUAUUGCUAAUUGUACUGCUGUUCUUCAUUUAUGCGGUCAUAGGAAUGCAGGUUGGUACAGUGUUUGGAAGAAUUGCUCUGGACGACGACACGCAAAUUCACCGACAUAACAAUUUUCAAACGUUUUACAACUCGUUGUUACUACUUUUUCGUUGCGCCACCGGUGAGGCGUGGCAAAGCGUCAUGCUCGCCUGCUCCGACCGUCCUGACGUGCGAUGUGACCCGGCCGCAGGUUUCGAAGAAGGUGAAGGCGCGCUGGUGACUUGCGGUACCGACUUUGCCUACCCGUACUUCAUAUCAUUUUUCAUGCUCAGUUCUUGUCUGGUAGAGUUAAACGCGUUUCAAGGUGCAAUGGACGAAUUGCUUAUCAUAAAUCUGUUCGUGGCAGUCAUCAUGGACAAUUUCGACUACUUGACUCGCGAUUGGUCGAUUCUCGGCCCUCACCACCUGGAGGAAUUUGUCAGGUUGUGGUCCGAGUACGAUCCAUACGGCCGGGGUCGAAUCAAGCACUUGGAUAUCGUCCUGCUGCUGCGCAAGAUUAGCCCUCCGCUCGGCUUCGGCGACUUCUGCCCUCACCGAAUCGCGUGCAAAAGACUGGUGACGAUGAACAUGAGCUUGCUGCCGGACGAAACGGUCGACUUCAACGCGACGUUAUUCGCGCUGGUGCGCACAAACCUGAACAUCUACGGAGACGACACCAUCGAAGUGGCGAACGAAAAACUGCGAAAGGUAAUCAAGAAGAUCUGGAAGAAGACUCCUGACUCCUUGCUCAAUUCCGUACUGCCUUUGACGACAGGCGAAGAAGACGUGACUGUCGGAAAGUAUUACGCGACCUACCUCAUUCAGGAUUACUUCCGUCGGUUCAAACGUCGAAAAAUGCGUGAGAAUCAACUGUCUGCCGUUACAAAGUUGAAGCAAAAUCAGACCGUACUUACGCAUACUGGCAGCUUUAAGUCUCAAUUGUACGGCUAUUAUGAAGCGUACAUGCAAUAUGCUUUCAGGCUGGUUUGCGCAGUCCAAGUCAAGAAGAUCGCGCUGAGCCUAAGAGAAAAAUAUCGGUUUCGAUUUCUGCUGAAUGCCUGGAAGAGUUUGAAAAGCCGACACAUAGAAAACCUGUCAGAUAACUCGAAAUUGGGAGUUCAAAUACCAAGCGUCGGCGUCAAUCAUGACGUGGCAAUUUGCGUUUCAAGGCAGAUACCACUUGAAGAAGCGAACAUUUCAACGCGACUUAUGCCGCAGACUCAGCCAGCGUCUAGUCGCAACUGGCUUCUGAAAGACAUAUUCCUGAAAUUUAUUGGAAAGCAGGGAAGCCGGCAUCCACAGCAAAAGCAGCAACUGAACCAUGAGCGAAACCUCGUAAACUAUGCGCACAAAGACGGGCUUCAGCACCAGCUGAGUAUGGCACGCACCACCAGCAUCAACAUGAACGACGAAUCGGCAAGCACCACCAUCGGUCACCCGUCCAUCGAUGCCACCAGUACUGGACGACACAGAGCCAGUAGCGGAGGCGGCUAUUCGGUCGGUCCGGUGACGACGGCUACGACUCUGACUAACACCGCCAAUACGAGUGACGUUCGCUCAUUUUAUGCAACAGCAAAAUUUGCGCCUCUAAAUCGUUUGAGUACGAUUUUGGUUUUGGUUUGCGUCAAAUCUUUGCCCUCGAAGCUUUCGUUCAGUGGCGAACCGAUCGUCGACUGCCUGGACAUUGGAGGCGAAGUGAAAAGAAGAGGUCUUGUCCGAACCAUGAGCAGCCUCAGAGCGUUUCGAAUCCUGUUGCACCUCUGUGGCUUGACCUUUGCGCUGGCCGCCAUUUGUCUCCUUUUGUCAGCGAUCCUCACAUCUGCCUGGCAAGUGGUGAAUAUCGAGGAGUCGCACACGUUGCACUACCACGGUCUGUGGUUGAACUGCGUCAGGAGGCUCGGAGUCACUCAUGCGAACGACGACACCGGUUGGGCGUGCACCUACAACGUCGGCGACGAGGUAGCUGGCCACGACAAGGAGCACCAGCCUGUCGACUUUACGUCCACUUCAGCUCUCACUGCUGCAAUUGGUGUUACGUACUACUACGUCAAGUCGAACCUACUGGAGAACAAGAUCAUUGUCUCGGUGACUUCCACUUAUGCGGUAGGCGAUGAAGAUUUUAAAAAUUAUUUACUUAACAGAUGGGUGCUAAGAAUAUCAUCAGAUCGAAUAGUGGGCAAAUCUGACGAGUCAAAUGUCGAAAUUUAAUG